Molecule: messenger RNA, 1695 nt
Organism: Parnassius apollo (apollo)
Lineage: Eukaryota; Metazoa; Arthropoda; Insecta; Lepidoptera; Papilionidae
Source: the annotation of a GenBank genome assembly
AUGGAAUUUUUGCAUAAAUUACAAAAUCUACAAUUAGAUAGUCUGAGUGAAGAAUGGGUGGAGGCUAUAUUUAAUUCAGAAUUUUUGGAAUUUGGAGAUUUACCCCCAGAAUUUGAAAGUGCGCUCGAGGCGUUCGAAAUACACUCUGUUUUGAUUGAAAUAAUGUUAAGUUUAGAUAGCUGGUUGAAUGAGGAACCAUCUAUUAGUGGAGAAAAAUCGUGGGCCAUUCUUUCACAUCAAACACAUCAUCAAAAACUUUUAUGUAUUCUCGCUUACUUCAUCGAUUAUGGAAAUAAAAAUGUACUUAUUAAAGAACAUCGUGAUAACGCUCUGUUGGCCUCACGUUUGUAUUAUAAACUGCUCUCUAUACCUGGAUAUAAAGCAUAUCAUAUCUACCAUUCUCAAUUGUUUGUGCACUCAUUGGCGUGUCUGAGUUUUCCUAAAGCAAUGUGUGAUAAUGAAGAUAAUUAUUUCAAUGCCCGAGAAUUAACCUACGAAGUGAAUGCAACAAUAAAGGAGUUGAAGUAUUAUGUAUCUGACCUUAAAAAAGUUAUUCAAAGUUUACAGUUAAAAGUGCAUGAUAUGAAUUUUGAGGAAAUCUUAAGUAAUUUAGUUGAUAUAACGGGUGGUGCUAUAGUUGUUAGGUUAAAUAUAGAUAGAGCAGAAUUGGCAAAGGUAUCUGGUUGUAUAAAUGAAAUGAUUGACUUAUUAAUUUGCGACUCCAAUGGGCUUCCUAGCCCUGAAGCAAUUCAACUUGUCUUCAAGUGCCUUCUUCCAAAACUUGUUGCAGCUUCAAUUGAUAGUCGGAAUGCUAAUAAUAUUGUGAGGGCAUCCUAUGUUACGUAUUCAGGAUUACUACUUGGUAAAUAUGGCAGAGCUGCUCUAUCAAGUUACAUCAUACUACUGCAACAUCUUUGUUAUACGCUCGAUGGAUUGGAACGUGCAGAAAUCCGUACAACCCGUAUGUCGUUAGUAGUUGGUCUUAUGAGUCUUCUACCUAAAAAAUCAUACAAGGAUACAAUAAAAUGGCUUCUGAAAUUGUCUACAACGGCCAAAGUCUCACACAGGCAGAUUGCUUUAGAAAUAUUAAGUAAGCUUUUAACUAAUGAACCAGAAGAGUUAAAGUCAAGGGAUAUGCCUAUAGAAAAACAAAAUGGACAAGAAUCAGAAUCACCACCUUCCAGCGGGGUGCAUGAUACACUAACCCACGAUAACGUUCAAGAAUCCGAUGUGACGGAGGAAGACCAAACUGCAUCAAAUGAUAAUGAUUCCACAGAAGACGAAAACGGUCAAGAUCUGCCAAUAGAAAUAAGAAAUGCAGAGCAGGAACUGACAGAAGAAGAGAUCGCGAACGUUUUACGGAAGCGUGCACAUACAGCUCCGCACGCAGAGAUCGUACGUGCAGUGUACGAGCGGGUGAACGACGCGUCGAGUGCCUUGCGAAUGCGCGCGCUUGCUAUACUUACCGAAUGUCUUGAAAGCACGCAUGCCCCAUUGCAGGAAGCCAUUAAGGAGUUGAACGGGACGGGAGAGGUGUCGCGGCUGCUUGUGGUGGCGGCGAGGUGCGCGUGUGACGAGCGAGCGGUGGUGCGGCGCGCGGCUGCCGUGCUCGUGCAGCGCCUGCUGGCUGCCGCGCCGCAAACGCCUCCCAACGACCUGGCGGUACCUUCCCACCAACUGCACGCCAUCAUUUGA